This is a messenger RNA of Tremella mesenterica DSM 1558, 2144 nucleotides long. RefSeq lists its product as uncharacterized. The transcript has 8 exons. Gene Ontology annotation, biological process: regulation of mRNA splicing, via spliceosome. Gene Ontology annotation, molecular function: zinc ion binding; mRNA binding. Bases 90 to 1775 code for a protein of 561 amino acids. Gene Ontology annotation, cellular component: nucleus. The record is from RefSeq and is a predicted model, not a curated record. NCBI's taxonomy places the organism in Eukaryota, Fungi, Basidiomycota, Tremellomycetes, Tremellales, Tremellaceae.
UUUUUGAUCCUACUCGCUACAUACCCAUAUUAUAUCAUUCCUUGGUCAUCUGUCGCAACUGAGAGAGUCAGAGUGUAACAUCAAACAUUAUGUGGCGCCCAGCCGCACGAGUGACGGGCACGAACGAAGUUCCUCUACCCGCUAAAAGACGUUUUGGUCUUCCUGAAGAAGCUCCCCCUCCUGGUGCUCCUCCCACUAACUUCUCUCGUCCACCUGAGGAGAUCAAAUACUUUAACGGUCGUCUGGAACGUGACCGAGACGACCGCCCACCACCCCCGAGAGAAGAUUACAAACCCGCACCGCCUUAUGGCGAUUUCAAACCUCCCCCUCCACGUGACGAUUACCGUCGAGACGAUCGAGACAGACGUCCUGAUGAACGCGAUGUCAGGAGGGACGAUUUCAGACGCGAUGAUCGUGAUCGAUACCGAGAUGAACCCAAGAGGGACGAUAGGUAUGAUGGAAGGAGAGACGAAAAACGCAAAUGGGAUGAUGACAGUGCUCAACGUGGAAGAGAUGCAGCACCAGUAGAAGAAGGACCCCGGAAACGUAAAUCCCGUUGGGGUGAUGAAAGUCAAAAAACAGAUGUACCUGGUCUACCCGUAGCUCUCAUGGGGAAUGUCUCUCAGAAAGAACUUGACAAUUACGCUAUUCACGUCCGACUGGAUGAAAUCAAUCGCAAACUCCGAACUGGCGAUGUGAUUCCUCCCGACGGUCAAAGGUCCCCCUCCCCUCCCCCGGCUUACGACGCAUAUGGUCGUCGUACCAACACUCGUGAUCUCCGUUACCGGAAACGUCUGGAAGAUGAACGGGUCAAGCUCAUCGACCGCGCUAUGAAAGCCGACCCCGGUUUCCGUCCACCUAUCGACUUUGGCGGUAACCGUAAUCGCUUCGGUCGUCCCCAGGAAAAAGUUUACAUUCCAGUCAAAGAAUUCCCCGAGAUCAAUUUCUUUGGUCUUCUUGUUGGUCCUCGUGGUAAUUCGCUCAAACGUAUGGAACGCGAGUCCGGAGCCAAGAUUUCCAUUCGAGGAAAAGGAAGUGUGAAAGACGGGAAACAAAGACCUGAUGCCUGGGCCGAUGAUGAGGAAGACGAACUGCAUUGUUUGAUUACGGGCGACACUGAACAUGCGGUCAAGAAUUGUGUCGCACUCAUCAACAAGGUCAUUGAGACCGCCGCCUCGACGCCUGAGGGUCAAAACGAUCACAAGAGACAUCAACUGCGAGAGUUGGCAUCAUUGAACGGUACUUUGCGUGAUGACGAGAAUCAGCUUUGUCAAAAUUGUGGUGAGAAAGGCCACAGAAGGUGGGAAUGUCCGGCGGCAAGAGUAUACUCUGCCAAUGUCAUCUGUCGUCUAUGUGGUGGAGCUGGUCAUAUGGCCCGAGACUGUCGUGGUCGUGGUGAUCCUAAUUUGGCCAAGAACACUCAGUCACAGUUCGAUUCCGAGUAUUCCGCACUUAUGGCUGAAUUGGGUGAAGGAGGACAGCCGGGCGCUCGCCCAGCGGGUUCGAUCCAACAGCCCGACCAGCAACGUAUCCCUCCUUGGCGUAUCCCGGAGAAUUGGCUUCCUACUGCUCGUCCUCCUUACAACGGCCCCCCUGGUCAGCCAGGCUAUGGCGGUGGCGGGUACGGCCAACCGCAAGGUGGGUAUGGUUACGGCGGUCCAGGUGGACCUGGAGGGCCUGGUGGUCCGGGAGGUUAUGGAGGUCCUCCUGGUGCUGGCGGUGCUGACCCUUACGCUUCAUACUAUCAAAACCUCGGUCAGCCACAGGCAGCCUAACAUGUCUUCGAAAACAACCGCUGAUCCCUCCACGGGAAGAAUCUUGAAAACCUGACAAAAGCGAUUGUGGAAGCUGAGAUUGAUGUGACAUAUAGGGAAAUAGCAAUUGACCAUGUUAACUGGAUGUGAAGUUGGCUGAUGUAUACCUUCCGUUCAUGGCGCGGGCGUCAAGUCUAGUAGUUGCGCUAGCAUAUAGGCAUAGCCUCGGUUUCGUUUUCCACCGCCAAGUACAAAUCCAACAUAUCAUUUCCGGUACGAGAGGUAAGAUUGAGAGAGCAGGGCUGAGUACUGCUCGCAGCCCGCAGUUAUCGAGCAUUUGCCAUUUAUCAAAAUCCCUAUGCCCCGGGUCCAUAACAUCUCCACUCGGCC